Cottoperca gobio is the source of this 1021-nucleotide messenger RNA. Its product is annotated as caspase-3-like. Lineage: Eukaryota; Metazoa; Chordata; Actinopteri; Perciformes; Bovichtidae. Gene Ontology annotation, biological process: proteolysis. Gene Ontology annotation, molecular function: cysteine-type endopeptidase activity. The record is from RefSeq and is a predicted model, not a curated record.
AUGCUGCAGUGGAGAGGACUGCAGGAUCACAGGGGGGGGGGCAACAGGGCAGUGCUGGUGUCUGUGGCACAGUUUGACCCCGGGGUGAGGCUGGGGAGGAGGCCCGGAGCAGAGAGGGACGCCAAGAGACUCCACCGCACCCUCAGCAAGCUGGGCUUCAAGGUAGACAUCCACAGCGACCUCAGCGGGGACGACAUCUAUCAGCUGUUUCUGGAAGAGAGCAGGCGGCCUGUGAAGGACUGUUUUCUGGCCGUCUUGUCGUCUCACGGGGACGAGGGCUGUGUGUUCGGAGCUGAUGGGAAACGAGUCCGACUGUCACGUGUCUUCAAAUACUUUGACAACGAAUGUAUGGAGACGAAGGCCAAAGUGUUCCUCAUACAGGCGUGUCGGGGAGACGCUCUGGAUGACGGUGUAGAGGUGGAUUCAGCUGCUGACACCAGAGAGUGCAGCUUUUCUCAGCAUCUCUCUCUUCCUGUAGAUACAGCUGUGAUGUACGCCACACCAGCAGGUUACGGAGCUUUCAUGCACCCGCUGGGAUCAGUGUUCCUGCAGACUUUCUGCACUUUGUUAAAGGAGGAAGGCAACCGUGACCUGGAGCUGACCCGCCUGAUGACCCGCCUCUCCCACAGCGUGGCCUACAACUUCCAGGCCAGAGGCGGCGUACUGGGGGGGAAGAAAGAGAUGCCGUGCCUCCUGACUCGACUGACCAGAGAAGUGUUCCCGUUCGCUGAGCCGGGACAGACAGCAGGGCUCUCGGCCACCUCACUGCUCAGCGCCACUGAAAACGUGUCAACACGGACUGCUGCCAUCAGUUCCACUGCAGCAGCAGAGUGUGUGUGACGGUGUGUAUAAAGACAAUCAUUAUCAGCAGGGAUGUAGAUGAUGACAGGAGAUAAUCCAGCAGCUGAUGGAUGCUUGUGCUCACAGAAGACGUGAGAAACCUGCUUGUGUUUCCCUCACGCUGUCUGACUUCCUGUAGAAAAUCCAACAAUGUCAUUAAAGACUGCUGGAAGAUUCUGCA